This is a messenger RNA of Thalassophryne amazonica, 4588 nucleotides long. RefSeq names its product huntingtin interacting protein 1 (gene hip1). Gene Ontology annotation, biological process: endocytosis; actin filament organization; clathrin coat assembly. Bases 299 to 3343 code for a protein of 1014 amino acids. The record is from RefSeq and is a predicted model, not a curated record. The transcript has 31 exons. Gene Ontology annotation, cellular component: clathrin-coated vesicle; extrinsic component of postsynaptic membrane; presynapse. Gene Ontology annotation, molecular function: clathrin-cargo adaptor activity; phosphatidylinositol-3,4-bisphosphate binding; actin filament binding. NCBI's taxonomy places the organism in Eukaryota, Metazoa, Chordata, Actinopteri, Batrachoidiformes, Batrachoididae.
UGCGGUACCGGUACCGGGGCUGUUUGUCGGGGCUUUUCUGUUCAGCUCGGCGGUCGGAUGCUGGCAGCUCUCACCGAUCAGGAGCGCGCAGGGCUGAGAGAGAGAGAGGCGAGGGGACACGGAAGGAAGGACGUGGGAUCUUUUUAAUACCAAAACGGGACACAUGUUGAGCUAACGGCCCGCUCCACCCCCCCUCUCCUCCCAAAUGCAUUAGUUGCUCCCCCCCCCUCAUGAUUCCGUAACCCGGCGAAAAGGUUUCCUCCUCGGCUCCACGGAUCCUCGUCGUUUGGGGACGAUCAUGGAUCUCAGCAAAAUUGCUGUCAGCAUCAAUAAGGCCAUCAACACACAGGAGGUCGCUGUCAAAGAGAAGCAUGCUCGGACCUGCAUCUUGGGUACCCAUCAUGAAAAAGGCGCUCACACAUUCUGGGCAGCGGUCAACCGGCUUCCUCUCUCCAGUAACGCAGUGCUCUGCUGGAAGUUCUGCCACGUCUUCCACAAGCUGCUGCGAGACGGACAUCCAAACGUGAUAAAAGACUCCAUGAGGAACAAAGCUGAUUUAACUGACAUGAGCAGGAUGUGGGGCCACCUGAGUGAAGGCUAUGGAAAACUGUGCAGCAUCUACCUCAAACUGCUCAUCACCAAAAUGGAGUUUCACAUCAAAAAUCCUCGUUUCCCAGGAAACCUGCAGAUGUCAAAUAGACAGCUUGAUGAAGCCGGAGAGAACGAUGUCAACAACUUCUUUCAGCUGACAGUGGAGAUGUUUGACUAUCUGGAGUGUGAGCUCAACCUCUUCUUGGGUGUUUUUAGUUCUCUCGACAUGUCCCGGUCUGUGUCUGUGACGGCAGCGGGCCAGUGUCGCCUGGCCCCCCUCAUCCAAGUCAUCCUGGACUGCAGCCACCUCUAUGACUACACCGUCAAGCUGCUGUUUAAGCUGCACUCCUGCCUGCCAGCAGACACUCUCCAGGGCCACCGGGAUCGCUUUCAGGAGCAGUUUAAGAAGCUGAAGAGUCUAUUCUAUCGUUCCAGUAAUUUGCAAUAUUUCAAGAGGUUGAUUCAGAUUCCACAGUUGCCUGAGAAUCCUCCUAACUUUCUGCGUGCUUCAGCUCUGUCAGAGCAUAUUAGCCCUGUGGUUGUGAUUCCCGCCGAGUCUUCGUCCCCUGAGUCAGAGCACGUGGUGGAGACAGAUGACCUGGUGGACACUGACGUCCCUGUACAGCCGGCUCCAGUAGAGACGAAGUUUGACGACCUGUUCGGGACCUCAGCUGCUAUAGACCCCUUUAACUUCAACAGUCAGAAUGGCAUGCGGAGGGACGAUAAAGACCGUCUCAUUGAACAGCUCACAAGAGAGAUUGAGGCCCUCAAAGAAGAGCUUGAAUCUUUCAAACUGGAGAGUGGUCGGUUGUGCCAGGCACUGAGGGGGCGUAUCAGUGAGCUGGAGGCGGAGCUGGCAGAACAAAGCCACCUGAGGUUGCAGGCUGUAGGAGAGGGUGAGUUCCUCAAAGCAGAGCUGGAUGAUCUGCGCAGGGCCAGAGAGGACACGGAGAAGGAGCAGAGGAGCCUGACGGAGAUCGAGAGAAAAGCUCAGGCCAAUGAGCAGCGCUACACAAAGCUAAAGGAAAAAUACACGGAGCUGGUACAGAGCCAUGCAGACCUGCUGAGGAAAAAUGCAGAUGUGACCCGUCAGAUGACGGUGGCCCGGGCUGCACAGGAUGAAGUGGAGGCCGUGAGGAAAGAGAUGCAAGAGAAGGUUAAGGCUGCCCAGGAGACCGCCGACAGACAGGAAAGAGAACAGCUGGAGCAAUUUCAAGAACUACAGAGACAGCUGGUGACCAGUAGGGGGGAGCUAGACACCCUGAAGACUUCUAUGGCUUCAUCACAGCAGCCAGGCGAGGUGCUCAGAACUCACCUUGCCACCAUAGAGUCUGAAAAGGCGGAGCUGGUAGAAUCCUUGUCCAAGAUGGAGGUGGAGUUGGCUUUACGGGGUGAGGAGCUACAACAAGCCCAAAGUUCUCUAGCCAGUGAGAGGGAAAGCGGGGUGAAGACAGCAGAAGCUCUGCAGAAUCAGCUAAACGAAAAGGAGAGCAGGGAGCAGGCGUUGGAGGGUCAGCUGGUAGCAGCUCGCUGGUCCAACCUGCAGGGAGCCAUAGAGGAGGCACAGAGGAUCAUCAAGGACUCCUUAAAUCUAAUAGAUGACCCAGCACACAUCAGCUGCACCAGCUCUGCAGACUAUUUGGCAUCCAGGUGUCAAGCAUCUUUAGACUGUAUGGACAGACUCCAUUCUGCCACUGAGGCCUUCUUGGCUGACAACACAGGUGUGCCUGAGCUGGUGCGGGUGGUGACUCAGUGUGGCCACCUGGUGGGUGACACAAUCAUUCAGGGUAGUGCUACUUCACACAUGGUACCAGUGGAGCAAGCUGAUGCUCUGUUGGAGAGUGUGAAGGCGUGUGGGUCUGAGGCGCUGGUUCUGCUGGACCAGAUGAAGGACCACAGCACUCUGGCUACAGCAGAUGGCUGCAAACUGAAAACAACACUUGAGGACAUCCUGGCAACUGCUGAGAAACUGCGACCACGGGGUUUGGAGCUGCAGCAAGGGGAGCUGGGAGAUUUAGUGGAGCAGGAAAUGGCAGCUACAUCUGCUGCUGUGGAGUCAGCGGCUGCCAGGAUAGAGGAAAUGCUCAACAAAUCUCGAGCCAUUGAUACAGGAGUCAAGAUGGAGGUCAAUGAAAGGAUCCUGGCCUCGUGUACGGCGCUAAUGCAGGCCAUCAAAGAGCUCAUACUGUCUUCCAAAGAUCUGCAAAGAGACAUUGUGGAAAGUGGCAGGGGGGCAGCCUCCAUGAAGGAAUUUUAUGCCAAGAACUCACGGUGGACAGAGGGUCUGAUCUCUGCCUCUAAAGCAGUGGGAUGGGGCGCCACAGUCCUUGUGGAUGCUGCAGAUCUGGUGGUGCAGGGCAAAGGGAAGUUUGAGGAGCUGAUGGUGUGUUCACAUGAAAUAGCUGCAAGCACAGCACAACUAGUGGCUGCUUCCAAGGUAAAGGCAGACAAAGAUAGCACCAACCUGCACCGUUUGCAGCAGGCGUCACGGGGUGUCACUCAAGCAACCGCAGCUGUUGUCGCCUCCACAAAGUCUGGGAAAUCCCAGAUUGAGGAGACAGACACAAUGGACUUUUCCAGCAUGACUCUCACCCAGAUCAAACGACAAGAGAUGGAUGCCCAGGUCCUGGUUCUGGAGCUGGAGACACGUCUGCAGAAGGAGCGAGAGCGACUCGGUGAGCUGAGAAAGAAGCAUUAUGAGCUGGCCGGGGUAGCAGAGGGCUGGGGUGAGGAAGAGGAGGGUACAGGCUGAGACCUGUUCCCCCACAGUCCUCUUACAGACAGCUGCCUGUUUCUAUUUAUACAUCCUCUUUUCAGUCUCCACCUCCCACCUUCCCUUCUCUGUUUUGUUAUCUAAGCCAAAUGAAAAGGUGCUUCUUUUCUAAACCCAAUUCUCCGCCCGUGUCCGUAAGCUUCCAUAAUGACGGCACCAAGGGCUCCACAAUGGGGAAAAGAGGAGGGAAGAAAAGGAUUCAAGGAGGGAAUAGAAGGAUAAGACCAGACUUCACGGCCUCACAUCCCCUCUCUCCUCCAGGGCUGUGUUGGUAUACAGUAGUCCUGCUGAAGUCUAUUUCUUCUCUUGUGUUUCUUCUUUUCCCCCCUGGUUCUCUUUCUCUUCUUUUUUUUUUUCUUUUUUUUCUGAUAACUGCGAUCUGUUGGGGAGUGUUGAUUCCAUGAGCACAAGUUUCACUCAAGACAUACCAGAAUGCACAAGAGCCAAACUGUCAGCAGAAGAAGGGACCCACCUGCAGCCCAAAACCACAUCUCUGUGUGAACUUGCAGUCAGUGUUGAAGUUGAAGAUCAAACCCUCAAGGCCAAGACAUUAAAAAAAGGAUCAUGCAAACAUGAAGGUUCACACAAUAAAAGACAAAGACAAAUUUUUAUAUCCAAAAUGUGGUAUAUUAUGAAAGUAACUUCAAGAACAACAGUAAAAGUUGUUAUUCUGUAUUGUAGUGGCUGUUUAUGGCCUAAAUUUGAUUUAACAAUAGCAAAAUUCCAUAUGCCUUGAAUUUUCUAGAGAUUACGAAGGCUUUGAACUGACAAGGCUAAGGCCUGAAAAAAAAAAAAAAGGGCCUUAAGGUGCAUCAAGGCACUACAACACUGUCUGCAGUCUUCAUAGAAGAAUGGUCCGACAUCUUGACUGGCUGAUGAGGCUACUGGUGCAGUUUGACGUCGUCCUUCUCCCCCUUCAUCCCAGCAUGUUAUUCCUGUUCUUUUUCUCACUGUGAGUCACUGCCAUCUAAGUCCAAACCACUUUGGUGGUUCUCUGGACUUUCUGCCUUUCACUUUCUCACUAUUUUGUUGACCAUGACUGUUAACUUUGAAUUUCUUUAUUUUUAAUUGCAUUGAAAAUUUUCAAAAGCCCAACCAAACUGUCUGCAUGCAGACGAGUUGUGAGAAGUAGCAGUUAAUUUUCUAUUUGUCCCAGCUGUACGGUUAUUCAUGACAUCAUCAGUGGUCCGAGGCCAUGGUGCAUCAUGGGGAAGCUUGAUGCAC